Molecule: messenger RNA, 2303 nt
Organism: Cataglyphis hispanica
Lineage: Eukaryota; Metazoa; Arthropoda; Insecta; Hymenoptera; Formicidae
Gene: Deaf1
Product: deformed epidermal autoregulatory factor 1
Exons: 4
Coding region: 22-1446 (474 amino acids)
Biological process (GO): positive regulation of transcription by RNA polymerase II
Molecular function (GO): DNA-binding transcription activator activity, RNA polymerase II-specific; RNA polymerase II cis-regulatory region sequence-specific DNA binding
Source: RefSeq, a predicted model, not a curated record
GGCGAGGCGAGAACAGCCGAAAUGGAGGAGAGCCAAACAUCGGAAAGUGUCGCCGUGCUACCGGACAUGUCCGAACCGUUGACGAGCGAGACCGAGGAGGCGACCGCGCUGACGAGUGAGCACGAGGCACAUCCCGUCGCGGUCACGGCGAGUGUUACUUCGGUGCCGGGCGUACCGGGCGUUCCCGGAGUUGGUGUGCCGGUUUCUUUACCUGUAGGUUCCAUCAUCGGCGUAUCCAAUUCGACUCAUGGCGCGACCUUCAACGUCAUCACCUCAGAUCAGCUACAGCUGCCAGGUUCAGGACAAUUCAAACAAAUGCUAUGCGUUGAUAAUGGUUUCAUCUGUGACUCGCGUCAUGAUAAAGACUCGGAUCCUUUACGUUGGAAUGGUGAGCUGAAGGCAACCCACAUAGUGAUUCAAAAUAGUGCGGAUGAAACAGAAUCGGAACAGAUACAUGUAUCCACACCCAAUUCUCAGCCAAUAUACAGUUGGUCUGAAUCUGCAAAUUUAGCGGUUUUACCUGUCAGAUGUAAGAACACAAAUGCAGAAUUGCAUAAGAGUAGAUUCGGCUCUGGCGGCAGAGGUCGUUGUAUCAAAGUUGGCUCAGAGUGGUAUACGCCUAGUGAAUUCGAGGCUCUCUGUGGAAGGGCGUCUAGCAAAGACUGGAAACGAAGUAUUCGAUUUGGUGGAAGAAGUUUGCAAACCCUCAUCGACGAACAAAUCUUAAAACCGCAUGCCACUUCCUGUACUUGCGCAGCGUGUUGCGAUGAUGACAGCGCGACAGGACCGGUGCGAUUGUUUACUCCGUAUAAGCGUCGGAGGAGAACUAGGGAUCCAUCUGACGGAGAUGCUCCCUUGCGUAAACAUAAAAUUGAAAAUUCACGAGAUGGCAGCAAUAAUGACGAAAGCGGCGACGAGGUCGUUGUGCCUGACAAAGAGGUCUGGCCACAAUUUGUUUCCACAGAUGGUGGGCUGGUUGUACAACAAUCUCAGGAACAGGAUUCUGUCGUGCAAAAUGCACAUCAAACGGAGAAUGGUCAAGGCGACGACAUUUUUAAGAAAUUCGAUGAAUUGUCAAAUAAAAUGAUAAAAUUAGCUUACGAAUUUAGACGUACUUUGGAAGAAGUGAAGGAAAUAAACAGACAGCAGAGAAGAGAGCAGGCACUGGUCGCACAACUCGGUGGACGGACGGAUGUUAUCGAAACUGUUGGACUACAACCAGCAUCCGAUGCACAUAAUAAAAAGUGUGCCAACUGCAAUCGAGAAGCAUUCGCAGAAUGUUCCCUAUGUAGACGAACGCCAUAUUGUUCUACAUUUUGUCAACGUAAGGAUUGGGCAAGUCAUCAGAUGGAAUGUGUGAGAGGUGCGGCCGAAACAGUAAUGCUAAUAGUAGAGAGUAGCAGCGGGGAUACGAGCACUCUUCCAACAGCCACUACGGACCAAUAGCUAGUGUUCCUUACACCGAUUCAUCAAAGAAAUAUAGAAAACGAAGAAUCCGAUGUAGAAACAUUUCAGCUCAAGGAAGGGCAAAUUUGAAACAUGCAAGUUGCACAAAAACAAAAAAAAGUGUACAUAAAUAUGUAUAUGGUAGAAAAAAAAAAAUAUAUAUAUAUAUAUAUAUAUGUGUAUGUAUGUAUAUGUAUAUAUAAAAAUGUUCAUAGUCAUUAGCUCUUUAACGCCUAAUAGCACAUUCCUCAGCCAAGUUAAAAUCGAUUUUUCCUUUAUGAGAAUGAAAGAAGUUAUCAUUUUUAAAAGUCAUGAUUUAUCUUUAAUAUUAGAUAUACUUAUAACUAAAACUUAAAUUCAAAAUCUCUGUAAAAAUUGAAAAUUAGUUAUCAGUAAAGAAUAUGAUUUUAUAUAUUUGAUUUCUGAAGCCUUAUUUACAUAAAAAGUUCAUUUUCAAUAUUUGUUGAUUUUUAAAAUUAUUAAACAUUUUCUUAAAUUUCAGCAUUAAACUUCAACAUUUUCGUAAAAGAAAAAUUUUCUUCGAAAUUGGCCAAAGAAUAUGCUAUUAAAUGCUAAUAUAAUAGUGAACGAAUAGCCUGUGUCUGUAUAUGUAUUUUUAUGUAAUUCUAGGAUAGUGAACUCGCGACAAUUCUAUAUGUUUAUAUAUGUAUAUAUAUAUGUAUAUAUAUAUAUAUAUAUAUAUAUAUAUAUAUAUAUAUAUAUAUAUAUAUAUAUUAGAGGAGCUGAAUCACACGGCAACAAAAAGUUGCAUCAUGUGUAUAUGUUACUUUAGAUAAAUAAUAUUCGCUUUUAGAUUAAUUAUUUCUGUGAAAUAUAUACAGUCUUACAGAGCUAAA